AGAGUAAUUUUAAUUUGCUCUUAGUCCUGCAUAAUGGUAGAUUCCGGAAGUGUUCUUUCCCCUCAUCAUUUUAAAGUCCUUUCUUUUAUAAUUAGAGUUUAAUUCUCUUUCAUUUGCUUAAUCUGCAACACUAGUGUUCAAGUUUCGCUUCAAGUUCAAUUAUUCUGUUAUUGAAUUCCUUCCUUUUCUCUCUGCGAGUAUAAGCCUAAUGUCAAUAUAGCUUAAAGCUAUGGAAUAUAUUGUGUUUUCAAAAUGUCCGUCUUAAUUAAGCCAAAAUAGUGCGAGCACACUUUCUGAUCUUCAUUCAAUUUCAGCAUUUUCUCAUCAGCCUUCCACUCCUCCAAAAGGCUGAGCAAAUUUUGAAUAGUUUAUUUGCUGCAUACAUCACCCUGUUUCCCAACUUAUUUCUGGAAAGGUUUUUAAUGCGACCAUCCUAUAUUUAAUAGUGCUAAUCGAUGAGAAAAUUAGCCUGUACCUUAUCUGUCCGCAUUAAUUGCUUGUAAAGCUACAAAAAAAUAGCAUGUUUUGCCCCAUAGCUUUGUGUAGAUGUCAUCUCAAAAGUCUUUCUGCUGUACUACUUGUCACAUCUCUUGAAUUUUCUUAAUUCUUUCUAUUGUCUUAUUCCUUGUGUUCUGCUUAAUUGUGCAGAUUUUCUUUGUCAAUAUAACAGCAAAAGAAUUUUGUUUGCUUUCCUUUCAAAACCAUGAAUUUUAGAGUAUAGUAGGUAUCUCGUUUUAAUCCUUUUGAAACCGAGGUUAACUCCAAGAACAUCUAAUUUGCACGAAAUAAAAUGUUGGCAAAUCUAACUUUAGACACAUUACUUGUCAAAAAAGAAAGAUCUUUAGAGUUCAGACACAUUCUUGUUGCUGUUAUUUUGCUAAGUCAGCAUUCAAUUUGAACUGUUACUCUUUUUCUUUGUAGUAUCUUUUUUCUCUAAAUAUUUUAGCUUGUAUGUGAAUCGAGUGUUCUUCAUGUCUUGUCUUAGAAAUAUAAACAAAGAUUUCUUUUCCUGUUUCAUGAAACAUCUCUCUUUUUUUGUUCGAAAGUAUGUCUGCUCUUUAAUAGAUUUUAUAGAUAAGCUAUGCGUCUACUCAGAAAACUUCUUGUUGUAUAUGUCAAUUUCAAUGACUAGUAUUGAAGCAUGCUAAAUAAUGAACUUCUUGGAGUAUUAGCAAUUGGUUUCAUCCAUGCUUUUGGAGUAAUGACUGUCUUAAUUGUAGGGACAUACUCUAAUCUUAAAACUGAUCUAGCCUAUAAUAUAGUUUCGCGUGCUGUAAAAAAGAAUGUAGCUUAUGUUGGGUAGUUCGCUGUUGAUUUUAAAUGGUGUUGCCAAGUGACUUUUGAAAGAACUCGUAUUGCCUGUAUCUCUCUUCUUAUGACGAAGUACUUAAUUUCUUGUUUUUUCCAGAGAAAUCUUAAUAGGGAGGGGAAAAUUGAUCUUUUAAAACUAAGAAUAUUGAGGGUCAGAAAAUAAUAUGUGCUUGUCAUUGUUUAUUUAUUCUACUAGUUAUUUCCGAGUAAACUCUAAGCAUUGGUUCAGCAAUAAACUAUGGAGUAAUAAAGAAACGACUAUGGGAAUGGACUAAUUCAUAAACUAACAGCAAUAGUUAACCAUACAGACCUGAGGUGAGGCCAUGACAGUAAUAUUUCAAUGUCUUUGCAACUUUACAUAGUAUUUCCAAAUAUUAUUUGUUUCAAGCUAUCUAAAUUGACGAAUUUCCAAUGCCAAAAUUUUGGUCUCAAACCACUUAUCUUGAUUUUGGCUGAUUCACGACAGCUUCUGUUGGUAAUUACUUCCGAUUAUUAUUUUCCCCCAUGAAACAAGUGCAUAUUACAGGAUGAAACACUGAAACAUAAUUUUAGAUUACAAACUAAGCCUUUCCAGAAAAUGUUUAUAGAAGAACUUAAAGAUAGAUCGGAUAAAGAAACUGAUCAAAUAUCAAAAAAGAACUGCACAACAAUACCUCAUUAACUAAUACAGAUACGCUUACACUUUAUUUAUCAGUACUUAUUCCUAUAAACCAUUUUGUUUCAUACAGCAGAUAUCUAUUUUGCGACAACACGAGCAGCAGUAAUACUUAAAAACACUCCAUAACCUUGAGCUUGGACCGACACCAGGGAGAAGCAUUUGGAAUCGCUUCAGCUGCGUGGAGGUGGCUGAGGAUUCUUGGGUUUCGAUUGAUCUGCAGAAGGAGUGGGGCCCAGAGUGAGCUCAAGUUCAGCUGGAGGAAGAAACUGCUUGCAAUCUCUUCUUUAUUUGACCAUUCACAAGGGCUAUCUGGCACGACUUCCUUAUCAGGAUUCAGAGUUGGAGUGGACAUCGGUGAACCAGCAAGCUAGGAGACUGAGAACUAGAGGCCCUAUCAUGAAGGCAGGGUUUGCUGCUGUGGUCUACAACAUUUGAAAUGAAACAAAUACCAGCAUUUUUCAAAACAAACGUCAUCCUACGGAGACCAUUCUACAACAACAACAUACUCAUUGUAAUACCACAAGUGGGGUCUGGGGAGGGUAGUGUGUACGCAGACCUUACCCCUACCUUUUUGGUAAAGAUGUUUCCGAUAUACUCUCGGCUCAAGAAAAAGCAUAUCAAACCAGUACGGGAAAGAAGUAACGGAAUUGAAAGGAGGCCAUUCUACAUGGUGUGAAACAGGACACUGCAUUCGGCUUAGAAACAACAGUAGGUUGUUUGGUUUUCUUUGUUCUAUUUAGAUACUCUGGGUUGUGGCUGUUUCUUUGUAUUAAGGUAUGCGUAGGGUUUACUUGAGAAGGGCAGGUGGUUGGCUCCUCCCUUUGCUUUGUAAUUAUUACUUGGUAAUUAAUAAAUUUGGUUUAAUUGCCAAAAAAAAAAAAAAAACAUCCACAUAUAGAAUAAGCUUACACGAGGUACCAUGAAUGAAGACUAAAAAUUAUGUUAUACGAAAAGAUAGACAAGAUAGCUAGGCCGUAUAUAGCAUGAAAUCCUACAGAUUGUCAUGGCUUGCAUGCUGCAGUUAUUGCGAUCGGUUUACCACCUCUACCGCUCAAUUUAAGGAUAUUUUAGUCUUGAAUUUUUUCAUUAAACUUAAACAAGCCAUUUAUGAACCGUUAUCAAAACCAGGGACAAUUUUUAAAUACUGGUGCGAAAAUAGCUUAUUUGUGCAAAUCACCUUCAGCUAUUAAAAGAUUUAACCACUUUAUCUGUGGAAAUAUCUUUAUAGGGUCAUAUAUCAUGUGGCUGUAGUUAUUUAUGUGCUUAAAUAUUUAAUGUUUAUAGUGUGAGAGAAAGAUAUUUGCUUAAUGCUCGAUCUCAUGGUAUUAUCAAGUGGUUCAAAAUUUAAAAUCAGAUGUAUUAAUAUUUCAAAGUCAGAAUGAUCACCUUAAAAAGGAAAUGCAAUUAAUGAAUGUGGAAACUGUAUCGUAACAUAAUAUAUGGCAGAGCAAUUUCACUCUACUUUUAGUAGCUCUUAAUAUAUAAGCAAUCAAAAGUUUCACUUCUUCUAAUAAAUUUAAUAUGUAAUUACAUACAGCUAAAAAUAAUUAAAAUGCAAGAUAUAGAGUAUCCCAUCUGACUAGAGAUUCCUUUUUGAGAAAAAACAGUAACGCAUCACUACAUGUAUCUAGGAUUAUGCACAAAGCUUAUUUUCGCUAAUAAAUUUAUUUAUAUCCAUAUAAAAUGAAUCAUAUCAAACUCAAAGAAGAACUCAAUAAACGUGUGAGAAUAAGACACUUAAUCUCCAUAUUACCAUUUUUUUAUAAUAAGAGUGGCAUUUAAUUAAAGCAAAGAUAUGAUAGUUUGAAAUAUAUUGAUGGAAUCAGCAUUUCUAGCAAGUUGAUUUGAUCCUCUAGUAGAACUACCAUUAACUAUGAGUUGGUUGUUUGAAUUUGUAUAUUUGUAACGCCAUGCAAUCAUUAAUUUCCCAUAUUUGGAGGAUUUGUAUUUACAACAUUUUCUAUAUAAAAGAUCUAUUCUCUUCAUUCUUUCAUCAAGUUAAUUUCAAGAACAUAAACAUUAGUAUAGAGAUCAAAUGGAUGUUUUUUCUAUGAAAAAACCAUGUUCUUCUGAGGCUUCUAGCAUAUCGGCAACCUCAGAAGAAUCUCAUGAAGUCGUUACAAACACGAAGAAGAUGAAAGAAAAAGCUAUGGAAGGCUCUCAAUUGAAGCCACAUGAAUUAUCAUCUGCUGGUGUACUUCUUGAUCUCAAAGUCCAUAAUGGUUACACCAAUAACAAAAAUAUUAAUGGUUCAAAUCUUGAACUCAAUCUUUUCAAUUCAACUUCGGCUCAUGCUAGUGAGUCUUCUAAUGAGGCAACGCCUAAACAAAGGCGUUCCUCAGAAAAUAGGGUUUUCUCUUGCAGCUUCUGCAAGAGAGAAUUCUCCACUUCCCAAGCCCUAGGGGGACAUCAAAAUGCUCAUAAACAAGAGAGGGCAUUGGCUAAAAGGAGAAACGGACUUGUUGAUGUUGUUUCACCUUUUGGCCCUCCCAAUUAUCAUCCCUACUAUAAUCCCUACUCAAAUUUCAACUCACACAUGCCAUUUCACGGUUCUUUUACUAGUCGAUCAUCGCUUGGUGUUCAAGGAGAUUCUUCCGCGAUUCUUAAGCCUAGUUCCUAUCAGACAUGGCCAUUUUUGUCAGGCUACAAUUAUCGAUAUAACCCCGAGAAGUGGUCAUCAUCAUCAUUUUUUAGGACAGAAAAUCUCCAAGGAAAUAACAAGAUAGAUUUGAUUGGAAUUGGAGGUGCUUCUUUGGAGGAUUCCCUUAAUAUUGAGAACAAAAAUAAUGCAAAGGGUUUCAAUUUAAUGGAUUUACCAGUCAAUGUUGGUGAUAAUCUUGGUGGAAAAAAAUAUAUGAAGAUGGGAUUGGGAGAGGAGAACGCAGAAAAGAAUAAUGAAGAACAAGAAGAAUCAGAGCUUGAUUUGAAUCUAAAGCUUUAAUUUAGUUUGCUGCUUUGUAUU
This is a messenger RNA of Lycium barbarum (goji berry), 4931 nucleotides long. Its product is annotated as zinc finger protein 3-like. The coding region runs from base 4005 to 4910 and encodes 301 amino acids. NCBI's taxonomy places the organism in Eukaryota, Viridiplantae, Streptophyta, Magnoliopsida, Solanales, Solanaceae. The transcript has 2 exons. Gene Ontology annotation, biological process: negative regulation of abscisic acid-activated signaling pathway. The record is from RefSeq and is a predicted model, not a curated record.